CAGAAUAUUCAUAUGCAGGUUGCAGAUGUUUCUGAAGCAGUCAGGCAGUUCGCUGAUGCCUUGAUGUUGUCAGGUGAGUCAGCUAUUGGAUCAUAUGGACAGAAGGCUCUUGCUGUUUUACGGAUGGCCAGCAGUCGCAUGGAACUUUGGAGUCGUGAAGAGAUCAAGCAUAUUCUCCAUCAACGUCAACUUGGAGUAUCAUUGCCUGACCGCAUUGCUGAGCAGAUAUGCAAUUGUGCUGUUGAAAUGGCUAACAACCUAGGCGUGGAUGCCAUCUUUGUGUACACAAAGUAUGGACAUAUGGCGUCACUCUUGUCUCGCAACCGUCCAUGUCCACCCAUAUUUGCCUUCACUAAUGACAGUGACACCCGGAUGGCUCUAAAUCUGCAAUGGGGGGUUAUUCCCUUGCUUGUUGAUCUUUCGGAUGAUAUGGAAGGCAACAUCUCAAGAACCAUGGGUCUUAUGAAAACAAAGGGAAUGGUGGAACCUCGAGAUGUUGUUUUAGUGGUUUCAGACUUAACUCCAACCAUCCCAAAUUCGUCUGCUUUCCAGGCAAUCCAGGUCAAGGAGGUUGACUAGCACCCUCGAUGAGAGGCAAGUUAAUGUUGGUGAGUCCAAAAGGUGAAGGAAGUGCAAGUUGGUGCUUUUCCUACCCAUUUGUUUGAUAUUUGCUGACAAUUGACCACUUAUGCUGUUGAAAAUGUAUUGCAUAAAUUGUGAUUGGUUGCUAUAUAUGAUCAUGUUUAGAUUCAAAUGCUUUUGUUAGAGUGAUAGAUGAUCAUGCUAUUAGGUAUACACAAUGAGAGCAGGAGACACAUGAUGAGUUUUGCAU
Molecule: messenger RNA, 832 nt
Organism: Rubroshorea leprosula
Lineage: Eukaryota; Viridiplantae; Streptophyta; Magnoliopsida; Malvales; Dipterocarpaceae
Source: the annotation of a GenBank genome assembly